This is a messenger RNA of Mercurialis annua (annual mercury), 787 nucleotides long. RefSeq lists its product as uncharacterized. Bases 77 to 499 code for a protein of 140 amino acids. The transcript has 4 exons. Lineage: Eukaryota; Viridiplantae; Streptophyta; Magnoliopsida; Malpighiales; Euphorbiaceae. The record is from RefSeq and is a predicted model, not a curated record.
GAGAUUAAGAAAACAAAAACAAUUAUUACUACAAUUCUUGUUCAUCUAAUACACCGAAGGUCGAAGAAAUUAAGAAAUGGCAGUAGCCAAAGGUGCUUACCUGAAUCAUAUAUCCAGAGAAUCCACAGAUGUUACCCGCCUUGCCAACUUCUACAAACAGAUUUUUGGGUUUGAGGAGAUAAAGUGUCCGGAUUUUGGGUUCAAGGUGAUAUGGUUGAAUCUGCCUAAUGCUUUCACUUUUCAUUUAAUUGAAAGAACUCCCACCACUAAGCUUCCAGAAGGUCCUUACAGUGCUACUUCCCCAGUUAUUGAUCCUAGUCAUCUCCAGAGAGGCCAUCAUAUCUGCUUCACUGUCUCCAAUUUUGACUCCUUUGUUCAAGCUCUCAAGGAUAAGGGAAUAGAAUCUUUUCAGAAGUCGGUUCCUGGACGACCAAUUAGGCAGGUUUUCUUCUUUGAUCCAGAUGGUAAUGGACUGGAGGUCCAAAGUCUAGAAGAAUAGAACUGCACACAGCCGAUGUUGCGAGAAAAAUAAAUAAAUACGGCAAGAUGUUGCACUGGGUAACCCGUGUUCGCUGUUGGUCCCUGUUACUCUUAUGAUCAUGUACUGAGGAGCUGUGGUUCCUUUUUGGAAGUGAUUAGCAUUUAGCUACAGUUAUGGCAUUGUUAGAAGCUAUAUAUGUAUUUGUGUUCUCAAAUUGAAGUAAAUUUCCAUCAGGCAGUGCUAAUAAAUAAUUCCUGUUGGCAUUAUGUAAUAUUAUUUAAACAGAACAUUCACCAUUUUCAUUUA